UCUAAAAAUAACACAAUACGUAUUGCGCGUGUGCUUAGUUUUAGCUUUUUGUUUAAAAAAAAUAAGGUAAAUAAAGGUAAGUUUCAUAUUUUUCUAUAUUUUGAAAAUAUUUCGCGCGCAUACAGCAAUACUCGGAAUAUCCACAAAAUAUUCGAUAUAUCUUCGACUUAUGAUAUUCGAUUUAUGAUAUUUAUCAUAAAUACAGUUUGCGAAACCCAGAUUGAAUAGGUAUUGUUAACAGGUUUCACCACAUUAAGCCUAGUGCAGAAAUUAAUCGGCGUGAUAACGCGAUUUUUUCGAACUAAUUUUUCGGAGCUAAUAAUAGAUAGAUAGACAGUAAAUCCGAAACGAUCGUUCUCCGCUUGAUCGAUCACGAUGAGUGAUUUUUCUCAAUUAACUUGCCGGAUGCAUAUCGUUGGUGCCGUAUGCACAGAUGCACUUAAAUUGAACGAAGCAGUGGUGACGAUUAGAAUGCUCCUGUUUCGCAAGAGGGAUAUCGAAGGAUAAUGGCACUUUGCGUUUGCACAAGAUCACUAUGUGGAAGGCGAUAUUGCUGUGCGCGUUCUUGAGGUUAGCGGCCACCAAGAAGGCUACCUUCUACAAUUACAAGGUCUUCAUGGCUUAUGCCAAUCACGGAGAAGCAUCUGAAAGUAUUGCGCCACCUCGAAGAGUCCAUCGAUGGGAACCGAACGCUGUCCUUCGACUUCACCGACUACUACAAUCUUGCGGCGAUCUAUAAGAAUCUGGACGACUUGGCCAAGCAGCAUCCCGACAAAGUGCAGAUCAUCGCACAGUGGGCCAGAAUUCCAGAAAAGUGUCAAAAAAUAUAUUUUUCGACCGUUUCCGGAUUUAAACAAAUAUGUGUCAUUAAUAUCAUGUAAUCAUUGAAUAUCGUUAAUUUUAUUAUAGA
Harpegnathos saltator (Jerdon's jumping ant) is the source of this 910-nucleotide messenger RNA. RefSeq lists its product as uncharacterized. Lineage: Eukaryota; Metazoa; Arthropoda; Insecta; Hymenoptera; Formicidae. The record is from RefSeq and is a predicted model, not a curated record. The coding region runs from base 624 to 881 and encodes 85 amino acids. The transcript is spliced from 3 exons.